Messenger RNA from Geodia barretti, 1517 nucleotides. Lineage: Eukaryota; Metazoa; Porifera; Demospongiae; Tetractinellida; Geodiidae. The record is from the annotation of a GenBank genome assembly.
AUGCGCGUUACUUUCUUUUCAGGCAGGGUGGUUUUACUGUGUAGAUCCAGUUCUCUCUAGUCUCUCUGUUCAUGGAUCAAGCUGAGCUGAACGCAACUGUUCAGAAGUGGCUGGAGUCUCUGCUGCAACCAACCACCAGCGAAGAUGCAUUUCCAAUUCCAGAUGACAUCAUUGCUGGUUCCCAGGACUUGGGGGUUGUGCUGGACAGACUGCGACAGGUCGUGAAACUGACAGAGAGGUCCAAGACGUCACUGCGUGCAGGAGGAACUCAUCUAUCAGUGCUGGCUCGAGGUCUAGCCUCCUAUCUCCAUGUCUCCCUGGACAGCAAGGAGGUGGACAGGAUAGGACGAGCCCUGAGUCAGCAGACAACUCGCUGGAUUCUCGACAUGAUGAAACUGCGUUCGAAGCAACUGACAGCUCUCUAUCAUGACAACUAUAAAGAUGGAAUCUUCAGAGCUGUGCAGAUGGCUCUAUGCAGGACCUACCACAGGUACUCAGUGGAUGGAGUAGCAGCCACCAGUGACAGGCCUCCAGUGAUCUAUGUGGGAGACUCUGGUCUGCCAAUAGACUGUCUCCACAUCUGUGCCAGGCUUGGUCUACCUCUAUCUACUGUCUGUGUUGUUCCUUGUGGUAAUGACAGGGGAUUUCCUAGUGUGAUGGACAUAUCGGUUCUGGAGAAGAAGCUGGUUGAGCACGAGGAUGCGGGGAAACAACCUCUCCUCAUUGUUGCCUAUGCUGUAUCCUCCCCUGGCUGGCCACAUGAGGUGCCUGCUGAGGCUCGUGAGGAGAUCGCUCCAAAGACUAUGAGAUGUGGCUACAUGUACAAGGCCAUGAUCGGUGCUUCUCUGUGUCUUCCUAUUGAAGAGCUCGAGUACAGAUAGCCAGACGCAGACAGUCUGACACUGUGCCUGGGACUGUGUUUUUGGUCUUCUCAGCACAGCCAUGGAUUACCCUACACACCACACCACCGUCAUGACAUUUAGACUCUGACCACAUCGGGGCCGUUUCCACAAGAGGACAGAGGGAACUGCUGGAGGAGGGAACCAUUCCUCUACCGGGAGUGGCUGGUCGCCAUGCAGCCGCAGGGACUUGCCCCUCCCUCCCUCCCUCUCUGGAUGAGUCUCCAUUUUCCUUGGUAGCAACCCUGAUAGAGACGGUCACCUACUGCAAAGCAAUUUGACGGAGCACGCUCGAAUGUAAGCCAGACCUGGAGGAGGUUCCUGUGUCCAGAGAAUUUUGUGAGUUCACCAAAUCACCAUAUUUAUACCACAUUCAAUUGCACAAUACUCCCAUGGGGUUGUCUCAGUCAGCUGUGGAUGGGAAAAGUUUUCUUUUAGAGCACACAGACACUCGCAUAAUGGCCUUGAUAUAAUCACGGAGUUCAAAAUCACCACCCACCAAAUAAAACGUCUGCUGGCUGAUUUAGUUUGGGCAUUAAUUCACCCAUCCCGACACGUAUGAACACAACACUUGCGCCCGGUUUUCCUAAUACUGGUUUGUUGGACUCAACUGGAUCU